GAUACGCGUUUUGAAGCAAAAAUUGAAUACACAUUGCACACAGAAUCAUAUUGAUAUUUUGCCGGCUUCUUUUAGUUACGAGGUAAAUAGAAUAGUUAGUUAAUUCACGUGUGGAAAAAAGUGACCUAGUCACUAUUGACUAACAAACAAAUUAACAAAUCGGACACAAGCAAAUCAAUAUGGCCACCAAACGACGUCGACGUGGUGAAAUUGAAGAAAACGACAGCGAUUCUAAAUCCGAAACCGAUGACGCUUCUGAGAAAGAUUUUCGCUGGGACAAUGGAAAUGAACUUGUAAUGUUGUACGAAAUUCGUGCUGUUUCCUUUCGCAAUGAUGAUUCCAGUGAUGAUGAAGAUGGAACGUACGAAUGCCAAAUGAAUGAAAAUGCCUGUGCAAAGUUGUACAACGAUCGCGAAACGUCAGACGUGGAAAUUUUUAUAUCGUCGCGUCCAGACUCCAGACCUCGAAAAUCUACACCAGGAGGGUGGCCGUGUUCAUUAUUUUACGCACACAAAUCCAUUUUAGCUUCAGCUAGUCAAAUGUUUCACGAUAUGUUUUAUGGCCCAACAAAGAAGGAAGGUGACAUCAGGAUUUACAACAUAUCGCCCGACCCAUUCGAAGAAUUUCUUCGAUGCUUCUACAUGCGCAAUGUAUCAUUUAAAAUGGGCAAUAUUGCUGGUGUUAUGAAAUUGGCGAAAAUUUUCGUUGCACCCGAUUGUAUGAAAACUUGUGUAGAUUUUCUGAAUAAAUGUACACUAUCGCCCAAAAACAUUUUUGAUCUGAUAGAAUUGGCAAACGAAUACGAAAUAACGGAAUUGAAACAACGAUGUGACGAGUGUAUUACUUCAAAUAAAAUGGAAAUGAUAAUACAACACGAUGAUUUUCUUUAUCGAGAUCGAUACACACUAAAGAAAAUACUACAGUUGAAUCUGUUGGAAUGCGACCAGAAAAUCAUAUUCGACAGGUGUAUAGCUUGGGCUAACUGCAAAAUUGAUUACGACACCAGGGGAGGUUCUGGAAAUGCUGAAAAUAAAGGUCAACUGUUAAGAGAGGCGCUGGGCGAUUGCAUUUAUUUGAUUCGAUUCAACCGAAUGACGAUUGAAGACUUCAAAGAACUUGCAGUAAAAUAUGAAGGAUUGUUCACUGCUGCCGAAUUGAUUGAUAUCACCCAAUCCAUUAACGUAAAUGGAUACGAAUCCGAAUUUUUCAGACAAUAAUUUGCAAUUGUGACUUAAAUCACCCGAAAAAUAGUUAGUAAGCGCUUACACUUAAAAAUAUAAAGAAGAAUUCCCGUGGAAUUAUUCCAGAGUCCAAAUCCAAACAAUGAAUUUCAAAUCAAAAUGCCCAAAACAUAAAAUAUAUAUGCUUAAGUUCAUUCAACCGAACCCAAAAAUAAACCAAACAGAUGCGAAU
Molecule: messenger RNA, 1413 nt
Organism: Contarinia nasturtii (swede midge)
Lineage: Eukaryota; Metazoa; Arthropoda; Insecta; Diptera; Cecidomyiidae
Product: BTB/POZ domain-containing protein 3-like
Exons: 2
Coding region: 180-1217 (345 amino acids)
Biological process (GO): neurogenesis
Cellular component (GO): cytosol
Molecular function (GO): protein binding
Source: RefSeq, a predicted model, not a curated record